GGGAAAUCUGUUCAAAGGUAAGAGGAGCUGCUCUCUCGCUUAUUAUCAUGACAUCUCUUUCUACAAACUGAAAUUUGUAUAACACCGCGCUCAGUGUAAACUUAUUGCACCUAACCCAACAAAUUAUUUGUACUAUUACCCGCUAUUAUGUCCGGAUCUGCCUCGCAAAGUCUCUCUCAGAUAGCUGCUACGGUGAAGAAGGACGGUGCCAUAAACGGUAUUCCGUGGGAUCCGAAGGCUACGAGCUUCCCAUCCAGAAGUGACCUCCCAAAGAUUGAGAAUGCGCCAGAUGGAGCAGCAUGGGUUUGGGGCAGUGACGAUCAGCUGGGCCGGCUCAACCUCCUCUCCCCCGCCAGAGUCGCAGCUGCCGGGAAGCUUAUCACUGACGGCGACAUCGUCAGCCUCAACCUCCCUCUCAACGUUCCCGCCAUUCCCGCCUUCAACCGUGAGCCCUUCCAGCAUACAAUCAAGCCUCUAUUCCCUGGCUUCGUCUACGAUGACACCUACUCGCUGAACACGCAGAGUGGCACGCAGUGGGAUGGCUUCCGACACAUAUCCUACGUCAAGACGGGCCAGUUCUAUAACGGCGCCACGGGAGCACAUAUCGAUGGUGCGGAGGCGAAUAAUCACCGCUGCUCAAUCCACCACUGGUCUGACCAUGGAAUUGGUGGAAGAGGGGUGCUGCUUGAUUACUGGACAUACGCACAGGAGAAUGGGAUUAAAUACGACCCAUACGAAUACCACGCCAUCCCCCUCUCCUCGCUCGUCGCGUGCGGCAAAGCACAAGGCAUCGACAUUCGCCCCGCCGCACAGGGCGGCGACAUCCAAAUCGGCGACAUCCUGCUCAUCCGCUCCGGUUUCGUGUCAACCUACAACUCGCUAGGUCCCUCUGAGCGGGCCGCCGCGGCGCUUCGCCCACACAGCCACGGCCCCGAGGACGGGAUGCGGUGGGCCGGGGUCAGCUCCGAGGAUGAGAUGUUGGAUUGGCUGCACGAUUCGUACUUUGCAGCUAUAGCGGGGGAUGCGCCGAGUUUUGAGGCGUGGCCGAGUCAGAGGGCGGAUGGGGGGAUGCUGCAUGAGUAUGUUCUUGCGCUGUGGGGGAUGCCGCUGGGAGAGCUGUUUGAUUUGGAGAAGUUGGCGGAGGUGUGUCGGCGGAAGGGGAGGUGGACUUUCUUCUUUAGUAGUGCGCCGGCGAAUGUGCCGGGGGGUGUGGGGAGUCAUGCGAAUGCGCAGGCGUUUUUCUGAGAGGUGCGUUGGUGGUGUGCUGAUGGGACUGUGGGGUUGAUCCGUUAUCAUAUUUCAAUGAAUCCCCAAUUCGAGUAGUGUUGCCGGAUAAAUAUAACGUUGGAUAUACGAGAUUAGCAACAGAUAUUGGAAGACGAGAGAUACGUGAUCCGACCUGCAAAUGUUCGGGGAACCCAUGCCCUUUUGUCAGGCACGUAUGACCUUAUCCGUAGCACCGUACCACCUCGUGGAACGACCAAAUUGAAGCUAAGUCCAAUCAUAUUCGCGACAUCAUAGUAUAUCCCUUGCUGAAGGUUCUACGACAUGUUUUCUGUAGAUACAGUAAUCA
This is a messenger RNA of Pseudogymnoascus destructans, 1573 nucleotides long. RefSeq lists its product as uncharacterized. Gene Ontology annotation, molecular function: arylformamidase activity. The transcript is spliced from 5 exons. Lineage: Eukaryota; Fungi; Ascomycota; Leotiomycetes; Thelebolales; Thelebolaceae. The record is from RefSeq and is a predicted model, not a curated record. Bases 148 to 1245 code for a protein of 365 amino acids.